Toxorhynchites rutilus septentrionalis is the source of this 2374-nucleotide messenger RNA. RefSeq names its product splicing factor U2AF 50 kDa subunit (gene U2af50). The coding region runs from base 170 to 1444 and encodes 424 amino acids. Gene Ontology annotation, molecular function: poly-pyrimidine tract binding; pre-mRNA 3'-splice site binding. Gene Ontology annotation, cellular component: commitment complex; nuclear speck; nucleus. NCBI's taxonomy places the organism in Eukaryota, Metazoa, Arthropoda, Insecta, Diptera, Culicidae. The transcript has 5 exons. Gene Ontology annotation, biological process: mRNA processing. The record is from RefSeq and is a predicted model, not a curated record.
UCGUAUACAAUUUUCAGCAUCUAGGCUUCGGCAUCAUAAGUUGGAUAUAUUCGGCGAGGAAAAGGAACAAUUUACGAUAGAACGUAAAUAAAGCUUUAAAAUACAAAAAGUUUUGCCGCAAAAAGUGAAGAAAUAGUUUGCUGCAUAAUAGAGUUCAGUUUCAGCUAAAAUGGAUCGCAAUAACGAUCGGGAUCGGGGUAGGAGGCAUCGCUCUCGGUCACGUUCCCGCGAUAGGCGCCGCAGUCGGAGCCGAGGUGAGCGAAAACGUUCGCGAUCCAGGUCACCAUACCGGAAGGGUCGAUCUCGCCGCAGGAAGCCAUCGCUCUACUGGGAUGUCCCACCGCCAGGCUUCGAGCAUAUUACCCCGCUGCAGUAUAAAGCUAUGCAGGCGGCUGGACAAAUUCCGGCCAAUAUUGUAGCGGACACUCCGCAGGCAGCGGUACCGGUCGUAGGUUCCACGAUUACUCGCCAGGCCCGUCGUUUGUACGUCGGAAACAUUCCCUUCGGUGUAACCGAAGAGGAAAUGAUGGAGUUCUUCAACCAACAGAUGCAUCUCUCCGGGUUAGCUCAGGCCGCCGGAAAUCCGGUGCUCGCGUGUCAGAUAAAUUUGGACAAGAAUUUUGCUUUCCUCGAGUUCCGCUCAAUCGAUGAGACCACCCAAGCGAUGGCUUUCGAUGGGAUCAAUUUCAAAGGGCAAAGCUUGAAGAUCAGGCGACCGCAUGAUUAUCAGCCGAUGCCUGGUAUGACGGAUUCGGCAGCCAUUCCUGUUCCGGAGAAAUUCUCCGGAGUCAUCAGUACAGUGGUUCCCGACUCGCCACAUAAAAUUUUCAUCGGUGGUUUGCCAAACUACCUGAAUGAGGACCAGGUUAAGGAACUGCUGCUAUCAUUCGGUCAGUUAAAGGCUUUCAACUUAGUCAAAGAUCCUGCGACUGGUUUGAGCAAGGGCUACGCAUUCGCUGAGUAUGUGGAAUACACCAUAACUGAUCAGGCUAUUGCUGGUUUGAAUGGUAUGCAACUUGGUGACAAGAAGCUGAUCGUACAACGCGCGAGUGUCGGAGCGAAGAACUCCAACGUGGCAGCCGUGGCUCCGGUUCAGAUUCAAGUCCCUGGACUUUCGCUGGUUGGCUCAUCAGGUCCACCGACGGAGGUGCUUUGCCUUCUGAACAUGGUGACACCGGACGAGCUGAAGGACGAGGAAGAGUACGAGGACAUCCUGGAAGAUAUUAAGGAAGAGUGCAACAAGUAUGGUGUUGUGCGAAGCGUGGAAAUUCCCCGGCCUAUUGAAGGGGUCGAUGUGCCGGGCUGCGGCAAGGUCUUCGUGGAAUUUAAUUCAAUCGUUGAUUGCCAGAAGGCACAGCAAGCGCUUACCGGGCGUAAGUUCAGUGACCGAGUCGUUGUCACGUCAUACUUUGACCCGGAUAAGUAUCAUCGUCGUGAGUUUUAAUUUAUCUGCUCCUCUGUGGAAAAUCAUCUACACAGAAGCGGGUAACACAAUGGGGGCCUCUUGAUCGUGCAUUUUCAGUUUGGGGCCCUCGAACACAAAACAGCAUUCGCUGUUAAUAGCGUAUGUAAUAUAAAUUCAGUGGAGGGUUCAUUACUUUCAAAUUAUACACUCGGGAAAGACAGCAUACAAUGUGCGGGAGAAUGAUGGAAAAAAGCUACAAACAGCCGCAAAACACACCUAAUUAUGCAAGGUUUUGCUUGUUUAUUUCAAUCUCCAAAGUUUUAUUGCAAAAGUUACGCUCUAGGUUUAUAUCUGCAAUCAAUUCAUUAUUAUUAAUAAUAAUGCGUCUUACAAGCUUGUGACGCAAAAACUAACUAAUACUUCAAGAUUUGUUAUUACAAGGACCCAAACUCGGAGAAAAUCUUUUGAAAAUACAAUAAAUGAUAGCAAACAAUAAACUGGUAAAUUCAUACGGUGUGAACUAAAUCCAGAGAGCGUGUACACGUACAAUCCGGCAAAUACAGGCGCGAAUAAUAACGCGGCAAGAUGAUGAUGGUACACGCGCAAACAAAACUUUUUCAAUUAAGUAUAUCUUUCUGCUUGCGUGGGUAUUUGUGGGUGCAUCAUCACGCUUGGUUCGUUCCAGGGAUGGGUUGCAACUGACAGUUUGCCACGCAGCGGAGACGUGUCUUAAUUGAAAUCUUUCUUGUGUACGCAAAUAGUCUCAAAUGUGUCUGCUGCUCCAGCUGGUGGAACCUGCGCGUGACAGCAGCAACAGUUGAAAGCUCCUCGGAACGCUUCGUUUUCGCUGGAUUUAACAAUUCUGUGUCGCUCGAGUAUAUGUGUAAUUUGAAAUAACUUUAGCAACUAGAUUAGCGAUGAAAUUGAGGAUCUGUGGUGAAGAAAUAAAGAGGAAACUGCACAUUUCAA